This is a messenger RNA of Colletotrichum paranaense, 1020 nucleotides long. RefSeq lists its product as uncharacterized. The coding region runs from base 1 to 1020 and encodes 339 amino acids. NCBI's taxonomy places the organism in Eukaryota, Fungi, Ascomycota, Sordariomycetes, Glomerellales, Glomerellaceae. The transcript is spliced from 3 exons. The record is from RefSeq and is a predicted model, not a curated record.
AUGGAGGCAGCUAUCGGAGUGAUUGGGCUCUCAUUGCAGCUCAUCGACUCUGCCAUCAAAGUCAAGAGAGUCGUCACAACUUACCGGUCUGCAUCGGCGGAGAUCAACCGGCUGGCACUCAAGAUCGAAAGAGUCGAGGUAAUAUGCGGUGCGAUCAAGGACAGUCUCGAGGGAGACGCAUCUUCGAGACAGUGCUCUGAUCUCAUCAGGACCUGGGGGGUAUGUGUUCUCAGAAGCAUCUCAUCGACGCUCGCCGAGAUCCAUGCCAUCGCCACAAAGCUGGAACGGAAAAGUGAAAAGAGACGUCCCUUCAACACCAUGGGUUUGGCAUUCCUGGAAUGCAAAGAUGACAUAUCUCGGUUGAGCAAGUGGCUGGAUGAUGAUCUGAACUACCUGCAGCAUAUGAUGACUGCGGAGAUACUCUCUAGGUGCAACAUCGUCCAGCAGCUCACCAUUCACCACAAGACCGAAGCAUCUGAGUACUCAAACAUGAGCCCUAUUCAUAUGCAGUCCGCUUUGCAACAAGAUCACAACGGCGACCUGCCAUCCGAGCCAAGACAUACAACAAUGGUGGAAGCAGGUGAUCAGAAGACGGUCACAGCAUUCGGCUUUCAAUUUCAAAAUCAAACCAGGACAGUUCUCAAGAGGUCUAGCUCUCACGGUGCACCGGAGGUGUCCAAUACAAGCGAGAUCAAGACUUACACUUUCGGGCACAGCAGUUUUUCCUACAGGAUAGAAUUGAACUGGUCCAUGAGCAACUUGAGUCCCAUGGUCUACGCCCUCGCUGUCCGCCAUGUUCUCACUGAAGAGAAAGACGGAAAGCUGGUAGAGAGGAUGUUGUAUAUUAUGUGCGAUGGAGACUUGCCAGCGCUGCAAGACCUACUCUCUACCAGGACAAUCACUUUAGGCACCAUGCUGGGGGAUAGGACGCUGUUUGAGUCGGCAGCGAUUUGUAACCAGCCGUCUCUUUGCCGCUUCCUCGCCCAGCAGAAUCUUGAUCUGUGCAUAGAUGAGAGGUAA